Fusarium tjaetaba is the source of this 1563-nucleotide messenger RNA. RefSeq names its product oxidoreductase. NCBI's taxonomy places the organism in Eukaryota, Fungi, Ascomycota, Sordariomycetes, Hypocreales, Nectriaceae. The transcript is spliced from 7 exons. Gene Ontology annotation, molecular function: oxidoreductase activity, acting on paired donors, with incorporation or reduction of molecular oxygen; heme binding; iron ion binding. The record is from RefSeq and is a predicted model, not a curated record. Bases 1 to 1563 code for a protein of 520 amino acids.
AUGGAGUUCACGACACUACUUAUCUAUACCGGUGCUAUAACACUUUUGUACAUAUGCGUCACCAAGCUCAUUGCCAAGACAUUGCGUAGUGCGCAGCUUCCUCCCGGGCCCCGGGGUCUUCCUCUUGUCAGCAAUGUACUAGAUCUCCCACGAGCUGGACAAUUCGAGGCGCACCACUGGGCCAGGCAUAAAGACUUGUACGGAAAUAUUAGUUCCGUUACUGUCUUCGACCAAACCCUGAUCAUCAUUAACGAUGCGAAGUUAGCUCAGACCAUCCUCAAUGAUCGGUCAGCCAAACAUUCCAGUAGGUCAAAGAUGACCUUCGCCGGUGAAAUGGUUGGCUGGGACAAAACCCUGAGCUUUCUUCCAUAUAGCGACCAGCUUCGAAGUCACCGCAAAAAAGCUCACCUUUGCCUCAAGUCCGAAGCUAGCGUCAAGUCGAACGAUGUUAUACAAGAGAUUGAAGUCGGACAUUUUCUUCUGCAUCUACUGAGAGACCCUGACCGUUUAGUCGAGCAUAUUCAGAAACAGGCUGGCUCUGUAAUUUUGAAAGUGGUGUAUGGAUACACCGCUGAGCAGUUCAGACCUGAUCCUCUACUCAGUACUGUACGAAAGGUCGUCGAUGAGUUCGGCAUCGCGGCCAAGCCUGGGGCAUUUAUGGUUGACCUCGUCCCGAUCCUGAAAUAUAUCCCGGACUGGUUCCCUGGAGCUGGCUUCAAAACUACAGCGAAGCAGUGGAGGGCUAACCUCGAGAGUUCGGUUGAGGAUCCCGCAGCUUUCGUAGAGCAUCAAAUGGCCAACGGCAAGGAUAACACAUCGUUUAUGUCUCAGCUGAUGCAGAAGAAGGGCUUGACAGAUGAGGACGUUUCUGAGAAUAAGUGGCUAGCGGCAUCUCUGUACGCUGCAGGUGCGGAUACUACUGUCUCUGCGAUCACGACCUUCUUUCUCGCUAUGACACUUUUUCCCGAGGCCCAGAAGAAGGCCCAGUGUGAGAUUGACGAAGUCAUUGGGAGUGAGCGCUUGCCUACGUUAUCUGAUCGACAAAGCUUACCAUACGUCAACGCACUCGUGAAGGAAGUCCUCCGAUGGCAUCCCGUCGGACCAAUGUGUCUUCCCCAUACAACCUCACAAGACGAUCUUAUCGACGGCUAUCUGAUCCCAAAAGGCGCAAUGAUACUCCCGAAUAUCUGGCAAAUCUGUCAUGAUCCAACACUCUACCACGAUCCAAUGACCUUUGAACCAGAACGCUUCCUUGGCCCGGAGGCUGAGACAGACCCGGGUCGUUUUGUCUUUGGCUUUGGUCGAAGAAUUUGCCCGGCGCAGGCCAUGGCUGACAAGACGCUGUUUCUCAACAUGGCGCAGAGUCUUGCUGUGUUUGACAUUAAGGUGAAAGAGGGAGGUGAUGUGCCCAAGGCUGAGUUUACGUCUGGAGUUGUUAGCCAUCCGAAGCCUUUCGAAACUGCGAUCAAGCCGCGAUCUUCUGAGCAUCGUAAGCUAAUUAAGUCAAUUGAGCGGAUACAUCCGUGGCAGCAGAGCGAUGCAGAGACUCUCGCAAACCUAUAG